GACACUCGAGGAGGCACACGAGGCGAAAAGUGGACGGGUGCCUCGCGCCACCGCCUCUCCCGAGGGCGCGUACUGACCAGAAUGUCAGGAAAGCUCAAGGAACGCAAAAGAACCCCCGUUUCCCACAAAGUGAUAGAAAAGCGGAGGAGAGACCGGAUUAACCGCUGUUUGAACGAGCUGGGCAAGACGGUGCCCAUGGCCCUGGCGAAGCAGAGUUCCGGGAAGCUGGAGAAGGCGGAAAUCCUCGAGAUGACCGUUCAGUACCUGAGAGCUCUGCACUCCGCUGAUUUUCCCCGGGGAAGGGAAAAAGCAGAACUGCUAGCGGAGUUUGCCAACUACUUCCACUACGGCUACCACGAGUGCAUGAAGAACCUGGUGCAUUACCUCACCACCGUCGAGAGGAUGGAGACCAAGGACACCAAGUACGCGCGCAUCCUCGCCUUCUUGCAGUCCAAGGCCCGCUUGGGCGCCGAGCCCGCCUUCCAGCCGCUGGGUUCGCUCCCGGAGCCGGAUUUCUCUUAUCAGCUGCACCCAGCGGGGCCCGAGUUCGCAGGCCAUAGCCCUGGUGAGGCGUCCGUGUUCCCGCAGGGCGCGGCCCCGGGGUCCUUCCCCUGGCCACACGGCGCGGCCCGCAGCCCGGCGCUGCCCUACCUGCCCAGCGCGCCCGUGCCUCUUCCGAGCCCUGCGCAGCAGCACAGCCCCUUCCUGACGCCCGUGCAGGGCCUAGACCGGCAUUACCUCAACCUGAUCGGCCACGCCCACCCCAACGCCCUUAACCUGCACACGCCCCAGCACCCCGCGGUGCUCUGACGCCGACUCGCCCGCAGAUUUCUUUGCGCUU
Molecule: messenger RNA, 841 nt
Organism: Aethalodelphis obliquidens (Pacific white-sided dolphin)
Lineage: Eukaryota; Metazoa; Chordata; Mammalia; Artiodactyla; Delphinidae
Gene: HELT
Product: helt bHLH transcription factor
Exons: 4
Coding region: 82-810 (242 amino acids)
Biological process (GO): regulation of DNA-templated transcription
Molecular function (GO): protein dimerization activity; DNA binding
Source: RefSeq, a predicted model, not a curated record